AUGUCUACCCUCGAAAUUGAAGCUCGAGAUGUCAUCAAAAUUGUGCUUCAGUUUUGCAAAGAAAAUUCGUUGCAUCAGACUUUUCAGACGUUGCAGAAUGAAUGCCAGGUUUCUCUGAACACUGUUGACAGCAUUGAAACCUUUGUUGCUGAUAUUAAUAGUGGGAGAUGGGAUGCUAUAUUGCCUCAAGUUUCUCAACUCAAGCUUCCCAGGAAUAAAUUGGAAGAUUUGUAUGAGCAGAUUGUACUAGAAAUGAUUGAACUUCGAGAACUGGAUACUGCUCGUGCAAUUUUAAGGCAAACACAGGUUAUGGGUGUAAUGAAACAAGAGCAGCCUGAAAGAUAUUUGCGACUUGAGCAUCUUCUAGUUAGAACUUAUUUUGAUCCAAAUGAGGCUUAUCAAGACUCAACAAAAGAGAGGCGACGUGCACAGAUAGCCCAAGGUCUUGCAGCAGAAGUUACUGUAGUGCCACCAUCCCGAUUGAUGGCUUUAAUUGGUCAAUCUUUGAAGUGGCAGCAGCAUCAAGGGUUGCUUCCUCCAGGAACACAGUUUGAUUUGUUUCGUGGAACAGCUGCUAUGAAACAAGAUGUGGAUGACAUGUAUCCAACAGCUCUUUCUCACACGAUAAAGUUUGGGACUAAAAGUCAUGCAGAAUGUGCUUGCUUUUCACCAGAUGGGCAGUUUCUCGUAUCGUGCUCUGUUGAUGGGUUUAUUGAGGUGUGGGAUUACAUAAGUGGAAAGCUGAAGAAAGAUCUUCAGUACCAAGCUGAAGAAGUGUUUAUGAUGCAUGAUGAUGCGGUGCUUUGUGUAGACUUUAGCAGAGAUUCAGAAAUGCUUGCGUCUGGGUCUCAAGAUGGAAAGAUUAAAGUCUGGCGUAUUAGGACUGGCCAGUGCUUGCGGCGUCUUGAACGGGCUCAUUCCCAAGGUGUCACCAGCGUUUCCUUCUCUCGUGAUGGAAGCCAGUUAUUAAGCACUUCAUUUGAUAGCACAGCAAGGGGAGUUAGACCUCUGUCAAUUGAAAUUACUCAUUUCUGUGCUGCUCUCCAGUCCAACUCCUGCGAAUCUUUAGUUAUUCUUUUAAAACGUAGGAUCCACGGCCUCAAAUCUGGAAAGAUGUUGAAAGAGUUUCGUGGCCAUACAUCUUAUGUGAAUGAUGCAACUUUUACACAUGACGGGAGUCGUGUGAUUACUGCCUCAAGUGACUGUACGAUCAAGGUCUGGGAUGUGAAGACUACAGACUGCAUACAAACUUUUAAGCCACCUCCUCCUUUAAGGGGAGGUGAUGCUUCAGUCAAUUCUGUUCACAUUUUCCCCAAGAAUACUGAUCACAUUGUCGUUUGUAACAAAACGUCAUCCAUAUAUAUCAUGACACUUCAAGGACAGGUUGUAAAGAGCUUUUCAUCUGGUAAAAGAGAGGGCGGAGACUUUGCUGCAGCCUGUGUUUCACCUAAAGGAGAAUGGAUUUACUGUGUUGGUGAAGACAGCGUUAAAUUCUUAAUGGGAUGGCAAAUUGAAUGCAGGAAUAUGUACUGCUUCAGCUAUCAAUCUGGAAAAUUGGAGCAUCUGAUGAAGGUCCAUGAGAAGGAAGUUAUAGGUGUAGUUCACCAUCCCCAUAGGAAUCUUGUUGCAACAUUUAGUGAAGACUGCACAAUGAAGUUAGUUGGUAAUCAAAGAGAAGAAGGAAGCAUCCUUGCAUGGCUGCUGCAGCAGCAUUUGGACCAUUAUAAAUACACGUCUGAGUAG
Sphenostylis stenocarpa is the source of this 1743-nucleotide messenger RNA. NCBI's taxonomy places the organism in Eukaryota, Viridiplantae, Streptophyta, Magnoliopsida, Fabales, Fabaceae. The record is from the annotation of a GenBank genome assembly.